Messenger RNA from Trichomycterus rosablanca, 3878 nucleotides. RefSeq names its product methylmalonyl CoA mutase (gene mmut). Gene Ontology annotation, cellular component: mitochondrion; cytoplasm. Gene Ontology annotation, molecular function: cobalamin binding; metal ion binding; methylmalonyl-CoA mutase activity. Bases 65 to 2344 code for a protein of 759 amino acids. The transcript has 13 exons. NCBI's taxonomy places the organism in Eukaryota, Metazoa, Chordata, Actinopteri, Siluriformes, Trichomycteridae. The record is from RefSeq and is a predicted model, not a curated record.
GAGCGUAGCAGAAACACACAAGGUGUGUCAUGAGUGAAUAAUUCAGAGUACACAAACUGUCAGCAUGUUAACUGCAGGAAAAACAUGCGCCUCUCUGCUUGCUAAACGGCUUCUGGUCACAUCAGGCUCUGUACCUACGGUGCUGGAUCAGUCAUGCCGUUCCAAACUCUUCCACACAUCUGCUUCACACAAUGGAGAUGUGGAGCUUCAUGAAGCAUGGGCCAGUCUGGCCAAGAAACAGCUCAAAGGAAAAAACCCUAAGGAUUUAAUCUGGCGCACUCCAGAAGGCAUCGCCAUCAAACCCGUGUAUACCCAGACUGAUACAGCAGCAGUGCAGGAUGAGCUGCCGGGUGUUCAUCCUUACACUAGAGGUCCCUACCCCACCAUGUACACAUACAGACCCUGGACCAUCAGGCAGUACGCUGGAUUCAGCACAGUGGAGGAGAGCAACAGGUUUUACAGGGACAAUAUCAAAGCGGGCCAGCAGGGCCUCUCUGUAGCGUUCGACCUCCCCACACACAGAGGGUACGACUCGGACAAUCCCAGAGUGCAUGGUGAUGUGGGCAUGGCUGGGGUAGCCAUUGACACCGUGGAGGACAUGAAGAUGCUUUUUGAUGGCAUUCCUUUGGAGAAAAUGUCUGUGUCUAUGACCAUGAACGGUGCAGUCAUCCCCAUCCUGGCCAUGUUUAUAGUGACGGGGGAGGAGCAGGGCGUAGACAAGGCUAAACUUACUGGCACCAUCCAGAAUGACAUCCUGAAGGAGUUUAUGGUCCGAAACACGUAUAUCUUCCCUCCUGAGCCCUCCAUGCAUGCCAUCGCAGACAUAUUUGCCUACACCUCAAAGAAUAUGCCCAAGUUUAACUCCAUCUCAAUAAGUGGCUACCAUUUACAAGAGGCUGGAGCAGAUGCCAUUUUGGAGCUGGCCUACACAAUUGCUAAUGGACUGGAGUACUGCAGAACUGGUCUAAAAGCUGGCCUUACUAUCGACGAGUUUGCUCCCAGGUUGUCCUUCUUUUGGGGCAUUGGUAUGAACUUUUACAUGGAGAUAGCCAAGAUGAGAGCUGCACGACGUCUCUGGGCCACUCUGAUCAAAGAAAAGUUCCAGCCCAAGAACUCUAAAUCCCUCCUGUUAAGAACUCACUGUCAAACAUCAGGCUGGUCCCUGACUGAGCAGGACCCUUACAACAACGUGAUCCGUACGGUGAUCGAGGCCAUGGCUGCAGUGUUUGGAGGUACACAGUCAUUGCACACAAACUCUUUUGACGAGGCGUUGGGGUUGCCAACAGUGAAGAGCGCCCGCAUUGCCCGCAACACCCAGAUUAUCAUCCAGGAGGAGUCCGGCAUCCCCAAAGUGGCAGACCCUUGGGGAGGCUCCUACAUGAUGGAGGCACUGACAAAUGAUGUAUAUGAUUCAGCCCUCAAGUUCAUUAAUGAGAUUGAGGAGAUGGGAGGGAUGGCUCGAGCUGUGGCUGAGGGAAUCCCCAAACUGCGCAUAGAAGAGUGCGCUGCACGUAGACAAGCUCGUAUUGACUCCGCCUCUGAGGUCAUCGUGGGGGUGAACAAGUAUCGCCUGGAGAGUGAAGAGACUGUGGAGGUUCUGGCGAUUGAUAACACUGUUGUGCGGCAAAAGCAAAUUGAGAAGCUUCAGAAGGUCAGAGAGAACCGAGAUGGUGCGGUAGUGCAGAAGUGCCUGGCUGCUAUAGAGCAGUGUGCUCGUACCAGAGAUGGAAAUCUGCUGCAGCUUGCUGUUGAGGCUGCCAGGGCAAGGUGUUCUGUGGGGGAGAUCACUGAUGCCAUGAAAGCAGUUUUUGGGGAGCACAAGGCCAGCACUCGCAUGGUGAGUGGAGCGUACCGCAGCGAGUUCGGCGAGCACGAGGAGAUUAGCCUGGCACACAGCCGGGUGGUGGAGUUUAAGAAACACGAAGGCAGGAAUCCCCGUCUGCUCGUGGCCAAAAUGGGGCAAGACGGACAUGACCGGGGGGCAAAGGUCAUUGCCACCGGGUUUGCUGACCUAGGCUUUGACGUGGACAUUGGACCACUGUUUCAGACCCCACGUGAGGUGGCUCAGCAGGCAGUGGAUGCGGAUGUUCACUGUGUAGGUGUCAGCACUUUGGCAGCUGGCCACAAGACACUGGUCCCUGAACUCAUUAAGGAGCUGCGCAACCUUAACCGCCCAGACAUCCUGGUCAUCUGCGGUGGAGUCAUCCCCCCACAGGACUAUGAAUUUAUGUACCAGAGUGGGGUUUGCUGUAUCUUUGGGCCAGGAACAAGAAUUCCUCAAGCUGCAGUGGAGGUCAUUGACAGUAUUGAGAAGAGUCUGGAGAAGAAUCGACAGGCAGUGUAACUGACUGGGAUAUGAAAGCACUUAGCUGAGCACUUAUCUUUAGUUGAUUUAUGGUCAAGCAAGAUGUAGAAAUUUGCAUUUAUGAGUUGUUACAUCAUAUUGAACACUUCCUCUAAUUUACUGACUGGGAUGACAUUUGUAAUCUGUUCACUGAUUCUGAAUCUGUAGUUAUAAUAAUGGUAUAUAAUUAAAGCUGCAGUAUGUAACUUAAAAAACAUACAAACCAAAAAAACCUAAAAAAGAAGUACUACUGAGUUCUGAUGAUUUUUUUAAAAGUAAAACGAGCUUUUGUUGUACCUUUUUAAGUAGCUAGGGCAAGUGACUGCAGCAAUCAGAUUGGCAGUUUUUAAUUUUAGAGAACCUGUACUUAAUAUGGCUAAAUGAAUUUGCACCAUAAACUUGAUUAUGGUUUGGUAACUGCUGUAAAAAUGAGGGAUCUUCAAAAAGUUGGAGGCGGUGAGGGUGGGAGGAGUAGUUAUUGGUCGUGUCUGGAAGACUGAGAGAGCUUAUAGUCCGGAUUUAGUGGCAUCUGAUUUCCACCUUUUUGGACCGCUCAGAGAAGCUUUAAGGGAAAGAAGAUUUUUAUGUGAUGAUGAUGUGCAAGCAGCGGUGCAACAGUGGCUACGUGCUCAACCAAAAACAUUUUUUGCUGAUGCAUCAAAAAUGCAUCGGAAGGUGACUAUGUAGAAAAGUGAUGUCAUUUGAUUUUGAAAUUCUUAAUAAAUAGAGAUAAAAAAAAAAGUGCGGAAACUUUUCGAAGAAUAUAUAUAUCUAUAUACAGUAUAUAUAUAUCCACUUGCCACCCAUUAGAUACCAGCACAACUGGCAUACACUACAUGGACACUAUACGUAUUGGGACACCUCUUGUAGUGAUUGAAUUCAUGUGAUUCACCCACAACAAUUGCUAAUGUGCAAUAAAUCAAUUAUAUGAAGGGAAUUGUAUGCUUCCAACUUUGCAGCAACAGUUUGUAGAAGGCCCAUUCCUGUUCCAGCAUGAAGACAAACUUGGUUUGAAGAAACUCCAGUAAACAUCAAAGCCCAGCCAUACAAAUGCAGGUUUGACUAAAUGGGCACAAAUUCCCACAGGCAUACCUUAAAGUCUUGUGAGAAGCUUUCUCAGAGGAGCGUCUGCUGUUAUAGCUCUUUUAAUGCCAUUUGUUUUUGAAAUGAAAUGCUUAAUAAGUGUAAUUGAAUGUGCUUGCAGUAACACAAUUCCACCAGAGAGGUCUCCAAAGUACUAAUGUUUUCUACUGCAGCUUUAAUAUGGAAAGAAUUAAUAAAUAAUUAAACACAAAGUUUGUAUAAAUAUAAAUCUUUUGUGUGUUCUUUGUGAUGCUUUAUGCACAUAGGUUACUGCUCUGUUCUUACUGUGUUUAAUAGAUCUCUGCUAACCUUUCUUUUUUUACACGAGUGAUGUACGAGUGUCAUUGCACAUGUUUAAAAUCAAUGUGUGCUUUUUUCGUGCAUGGCAUUCAGCCUUCGUCUUUCCUGUGUACAAUAAUGAUGAAAACAUUAAAUGUGAAUAAUAAUUGCA